CUUCCGCCCAAGUGGCGGAAACGACGUCAUUAAGCCGCACUAUGUUUACUAUCAGUAGCUACGCGCCAGUCGAAUGAGUAAAAUACGUUUACACAUUUAUUUAGCUAAGGAAAGAAAGUUGAAGUGAGUGCAGAUGGGGGAUUCCUCGGCAGCAUCGGGGACGUCGCUGAAUUCAAGCGGGCGGGGAGCUAAAGCAGCCUCCAGCCCCGCAGAGAACUACCAGCUGGCCCGGCGGCGGACCCUGCAGGUUGUUGUCAGCGCCCUGCUUACCGAGAGCGGCUUCGAGAGCGCCGAGAAGGCCGCCGUGGAGACGCUGACGGAGAUGAUGCAGAGCUACAUAACUGAAAUCGGUCGAAGUGCUAAAAUGUACUGUGAACACACAGCCAGGAGCGUCCCGACGUUGUCGGACACCGUGGUGACCCUCAUUGAAAUGGGUUUCAACGUCGACACGCUGCCUGUGUACGCCAAGCGAUCUCAGAGGAUGGUCAUAACCGCCCCUCCAGUGACGAACGCGCCGGUGACUCCUAAAUCUCUGUCUGCUGGACAAAAGCGGACGCAUCCGUCUCACAUUCCCGGCCACUUCCCGGAGUUCCCCGACCCUCACACCUACAUCAAAACACCCACAUUUCGAGAGCCUGUGUCGGACUACCAGGUAGUGAGAGAAAAAGCUGCCACCCAGAGGAGAGACGUGGAACGAGCACUGACCCGUUUCAUGGCCAAAACCGGAGAAACCCAAAGCCUCUUCAAAGAUGACAUCUCUGCCUUUCCCUUGAUCGCUGCCCGGCCGAGCACCAUCCCGUACCUCAAUGCCCUCCUUCCUUCAGAGCUGGAACUGCAGACUCUGGAGGAGACGGACUCGUCAGAGCAGGACGACCAGACAGACAGCGAGAACGCAGCAGGGAAUGUUAUCGCUGAUGAUCCGAGCGCCGACAAAGAGAACUCCGUGCUGCCCCCUGGUGGCGUCGUUCCAUCAACCAAGGCCAGCGAAGACAACGUGAUUGACAACCCGUAUCUCCGGCCCGUCAAGAAACCCAAAGUGAGGAGGAAGAAAUGACCUCGCUCUAAUGAUGAACUCUUGUUUGCUUCUUUUGUUGUGGUUCAGCGGUGAAGACGUUUUCUCUUCUCAGAGAUGAAACUUUAAAAACUUUUUUUUAAAAGUCUUUUUUAUGUUUUCUGUACACACCCACUUCAUAUUGGGAUUUGUAUGCAACAAAUGUUCCACGUCACCACCUCCCACUUUUUGUACAAAUGCAAAAAGCAAGUUUGUUUUUUUAUUAACUCUUACAGUAUCUCCUAGGUGAGGAUUUCUGCAGCUUCAGGCGAUUCAUCGCGGCAUCCAUGUUAUGAUGUGAUUUCAUGCCGCAGCUGUAGAGUUAAAAGUACAAACUCAGAUAGGCCAGUUUGCCCCUGUGCCUAACGAACCCAUAGUCGGUGGGUAUCUGAGGGGAGGAAAGAAAAACAGAAGCUGGCUUUCAGUUGCUGCGUGUAUAGUUUAUACAUCAACCUUUGUUGUUUUUGUUUCUUCAUUCAUAGUGUUGGAUUGUCUUUUAAAUACAAUGACUUGGCAAAGUAGUGGAGCUUUUUUUUCCUUCAAAGUUUGUUUUGUAAAACCUCAGAUCUCUUUGGAUUUUAUUUAAAUCCAAACAUAAAGUAACACAUUUGUAAAGUGGGAUCAAAAUGAUACUUGGUUUUUUAAAUAUUUUUAAAAUAAUGUGCAGUUUAGGGCUGCAACUACUGAAUAUUCUGACAAUAAACAGGAUUU
Molecule: messenger RNA, 1762 nt
Organism: Xiphophorus couchianus (Monterrey platyfish)
Lineage: Eukaryota; Metazoa; Chordata; Actinopteri; Cyprinodontiformes; Poeciliidae
Gene: taf8
Product: TAF8 RNA polymerase II, TATA box binding protein (TBP)-associated factor
Exons: 8
Coding region: 134-1054 (306 amino acids)
Biological process (GO): transcription initiation at RNA polymerase II promoter
Cellular component (GO): transcription factor TFIID complex
Molecular function (GO): protein heterodimerization activity
Source: RefSeq, a predicted model, not a curated record